AUGGUUACCCAUCGGUCCCAGGAUCUUCAGGAAGGAACACCAUAUUCGGUCUAUCCGGGACCCGACAUCAUUGCAGGAGUGCUAUCGACGUUUUGUGGUAUCCGCGGCUCAACCAUCAUCGAUAUUGAGGCUGCUGUUAAGGCUUACGAGUUGCGUACCAAGAACAAGGCCGAGCUCACCAAGCAGCUCGAGGAGCUCAAGCAGGAGCUUGCCAGCCUUAAGGUCCAGAAGGUUGCCGGUGGCUCCGCUGGAAAGUUGACCAAGAUCUCUGCUGUCCGCAAGUCGAUUGCUCGCGUCAUGACCGUGAUCACCCAGACCCAGCGCGCCCAGCUCCGUCUCUUCUACCAGAAGAAGAACUUCUUGCCCUUGGACCUCCGCGUCAAGAAGACCCGCGCCAUCCGUCGCCGUCUCACCAAGCACGAGGCCUCCGUCAAGACCGUCAAGCAGACAAAGAAGGACACCCACUUCCCUCUCCGCAAGUACGCUGUCAAGGCCUAA
Linnemannia hyalina is the source of this 498-nucleotide messenger RNA. NCBI's taxonomy places the organism in Eukaryota, Fungi, Mortierellomycota, Mortierellomycetes, Mortierellales, Mortierellaceae. The record is from the annotation of a GenBank genome assembly.